GCUCCCGUUCCUCGAUGCGAUUUCAGCGCUGCUGCUCCUCACUUUGUCCAUCCAACCCCGGAUUCCAUCCCAUCCAUAUCUGAAGUGCAUUGACGCUGAUACACCUACGGCGACACGACACUCACAGCUGCACACACGCAGGCACGCACUCGCAACGCACACCAAGUCGCACACACGCACACGCACACGCACACGCACAGGUAUUUGCCCCUCAAUCAUAGACCAUGUCCAAGGUCAAGGUCCAAUCCGUCGAGUCGGCGCGCGAGCAAAUCGUCGACAUGCUCUCGUCGCUCGGCGAAGAUGAGUCGCCCGGUUUUAGCAAGUGGGCGCUCGACAAGGACAGCGUCGAGCUCCUGCACGUCUCUCGAUCCGAGGAUGGCAAACAGGGCAAGAUUGUCGUCGAGAUGCUCGUAACAGAGCGGAUGAGCAACCAAUUGGGUAACAUGCACGGUGGCUGUCAAGCAACGGUGCUGGACAACAUGACGAGCAUGGUCAUCUACCUCCAUACGACGGGCAUCCUCGGCGACCCAUGGUCGAUGCUCGGCGUCUCGCAGUCGAUUCAGAUCCUGUACACGCAGCCGGCGCCCGUGGGGCAGUACAUCGACAUUGAGUGCUCGACCAUCAGCAUCGGAAAGAGCAUUGCCGUCAUUCAGUGCAACAUGUACACAAAGGACAAGAAGGGCGGAAAGCGACUGCGAUUGACCAGCAGCGGCACGCACACAAAGGUCGACAACUCCGCCUCAAAACUCUAGCUGAGGCUAUGUUGCUGCUACUUCCGCCGCUGCAAUACCCUUUCAAUUCUAGUGCGACAAGGCUGAUUGGCAUAGACCUAGAGAUCCGAUUUCAGAAUGGGGCGAGAGAUAAGACAAAAGCUGAUCAUGAAGUGCGAGACCCGUUACAAAUAAAGAU
This is a messenger RNA of Acaromyces ingoldii, 909 nucleotides long. RefSeq lists its product as hypothetical. NCBI's taxonomy places the organism in Eukaryota, Fungi, Basidiomycota, Exobasidiomycetes, Exobasidiales, Cryptobasidiaceae. Gene Ontology annotation, molecular function: fatty acyl-CoA hydrolase activity. The record is from RefSeq and is a predicted model, not a curated record. The transcript is spliced from 3 exons. The coding region runs from base 225 to 752 and encodes 175 amino acids.